AUGAUCCGCGCCAAUACCACCAGGGCUCACGGUACCCUCAUCAGCCGAGCAUGUCAAGGCCUUGCGACCCGUGGCCCUGCAUCGCGUUGGCCAGUCUGCCAUUCUCUCAGCCCGGCCCAGAGCCCAUCUCUGGUCAUUCAAUCUAGAGGCAAAAAAACGAAGAAAGUCGUUCAGAUAUCAGACUUGCCUCAAGGUGUUAUCAAGCCUGAGUUGAAGCCGGUGGAGGAGACCCAAGAUGAGCCCUCCUAUCCAACUGUUGUCCUGCAGGCAAAGCGCAACAUGGAAAAGUUCGACAAUUGCGUCCUCCUGACCCGUGUUGGGGGAUUUUACGAACUAUACUUUGAGCAUGCAGAAGAGUACGGCCCAUUACUCAAUCUCAAAGUUGCCUCCAAGAAAACAAACGCUGGACCUGUUCCCAUGUCAGGGUUUCCCUUUUUCCAGCUUGACAGAUUCCUCAAAAUCUUAGUCCAAGAUCUGAACCGCUACGUGGCCAUUGCUGAGGAGUUUCCCAAUGACGCCCCUGAAAAGAUCAAGUCCGGCGGUCUAAUGCAUGAUCGUCGGGUGGCCCGUAUCAUCACUCCCGGCACACUUAUCGAUGAGAACUUCAUCGACCCUUAUGCAAAUAACUAUGUUCUUGCUAUCCAUGUUGACCAGCCCGAAGAGCAAUCCUCUUCUCCCACCACGCCAGGGGAUGCCGCACAGCCUCCUCGAGAGCUGGAAGAAGCUUCUGUUUCGCUGGGCCUGGCCUGGCUUGACAUCUCUACCGGUCACUUUUUUACGCAAGCUGCUGAUCUCUCUUCGCUUCCCUCCAUCCUUUCCCGGGUUGGACCUCGAGAAGUCGUACUGGAUCAAGGUUUAGAGGCACGGCCGGACCAUGGAGUCUUCUCUAUUCUAGCCGAGGAUAGGCAUUUGAUAACUUACUCAAAGCCAGACGGUCCUCUCGGCCUGGAUCGAUGGGUACAAUUUUUGGAGUCAGAUAUACCGAAAAGCUCAAGGGACGCCUUCACCGAUGAUGAAGUUCGUGCAGGUGACCUUGUCCUUCACUACGUCAAAGAUCGUUUGCAAGGCAUGAGCAUCAAGCUCCAGGCACCCCUGCGAUAUGAAAACAUGAAAAUCAUGAAUAUCGAUAAGAACAGCAUGCGUGCUCUCGAAAUUAACCAAACGAUACGCGAUGGAUUCUUCCGCGGAAGCCUACUUCACGCAAUCCGACGCACGGUAACCAAGAGCGGUGCGAGGCUGCUCAAGGAAUGGCUUUGCUCUCCCUCAACCUCUCUCGACGUAAUCCAGUCUAGACAGGAUCUAGUCAGUUGUUUUGUCAAGGCACCAGACCUUCAAGAUUCUAUCAUCACCCUACUUCGGAGAAGCCAUGAUUCUCAGCGACUAGUCCAAAAGUUUGCUCUCGGACGAGGAGACCCAGAUGACCUCCUCGCGCUCGCGAACACGAUCCGAGCAACCGAGGACAUCGUCAAUCUUCUCAAUUCUCAUGUAACAUCAGAUUCUGCGGAUCAGACGUCCCAUUGUAUCAGCACCCUCCUGUCCAGAAUAAGCCUAGAUGGGCCAGUAAAGUUAGCAAAAAGGAUCAGAAAAGCCAUUGACGAAGAAGGAGUUGUCAUUCAGCAUGAGGCGCAAUACUCGGAGGCCAGCCAAAUGAUGGCCCUCGCCCAGGAUGUUGUGGCAGCAGAGGGUACCCAAGAAGAUGCGGAGGCCGUCCUUCCAAAGGGGAAGAAGAGGCGUCCAACCUCCAUCAGGGAGCACUACGCAGAAGACAACGAGUCCUGGAUCAUGAGGCCAGCCGCAAGCCGAGCCUUGCAAAAGUUACACGCAGAGCUCGCUCAGCAACUCCAAGAGAAGAUUGAUCUCAAUGAGGAACUCAGAGAGCGGUUUGGAGCCGCCAGUCUGACCCUUCGCUGGACUCCUGCCCUGGGACAUAUCGCCCACGUCAAAGGAAAAGAUAUCAGGAACCUCACGGAGAUCAAGACGCUGUCUGCCAGUCGAUCCACCAGAUCUUUCCAUCUCCCUGAAUGGACAUCACUCGGGCAGCGGCUCGACCAAGUGCGAUUCCACAUCCGAGCCGAGGAGCAGCGAGUGUUCCACGCACUGCGAGCCCAGGUGGUGAUGAAUCUCAUUGAGCUGCGCCGGAACGCCGCCGUCCUAGACGAGCUUGACAUCGCCACUGCGUUUGCCAAGUUGGCAGCUGAGCAGAACCUAGUACGUCCUCAGCUCAAUAAUUCAACAUCCCACACAAUCAUCGGCGGCCGCCACCCAACGGUAGAAGGCGGCCUCUACGAGCAGGGAAGAAGUUUUGUCAGAAACGACUGCCUCGUUGGGAGCCCAACGCAUGGCCGACUGUGGCUUAUCACUGGGCCCAACAUGGCUGGCAAGAGUACGUUUCUGCGGCAGAAUGCCCUGAUCACAAUUCUGGCACAGGUCGGCUGUUAUGUGCCUGCCUCUUACGCUGAGAUCGGGAUCGUUGAUGCCAUCUUCAGCCGUGUCGGCUCAGCGGACAACCUAUAUCGAGACCAGAGCACAUUCAUGGUGGAAAUGCUGGAAACGGCUCAGAUCCUGAAGAACGCAACGCCCAGAUCACUUGUCAUUAUGGACGAGAUUGGACGAGGCACCACUCCAGAAGAUGGCACGGCAGUCUCAUACGCCUGUCUACACCAUCUUGUCACAGUCAACCAAUGCAGGACGCUUUUCGCAACACACUUUCACGAGGUUGCAGAUCUCGCCUCGGGAGAAGGGCUAUGCCGCGAGGAUCAAGGAGCGGUUCGUUUCUACUGUACUGAUGUGCAGGAGGAUGGCCGGGGUGGAUUCAUCUACAUUCACAAACUACGGGAAGGGGUCAACCGCCAAAGCCACGCUCUAAAGGUGGCGAGGCUGGCGGGAUUGCCAGCUGCCGUCAUCGCCAAGGCAGAACAUGUAUUAUCAAAUGCUGUACAAACACAAGAGGUUUCCACCUCCGCGGAAUGA
Clonostachys rhizophaga is the source of this 2970-nucleotide messenger RNA. NCBI's taxonomy places the organism in Eukaryota, Fungi, Ascomycota, Sordariomycetes, Hypocreales, Bionectriaceae. The record is from the annotation of a GenBank genome assembly.